Messenger RNA from Gongylonema pulchrum, 582 nucleotides. Lineage: Eukaryota; Metazoa; Nematoda; Chromadorea; Rhabditida; Gongylonematidae. The record is from the annotation of a GenBank genome assembly.
AUGACAACAACAACAACAACAACUGCUCCCCCCACUCCUCCGACAUCGAUGGAAGCAACGUGCUCGAAGAAGCUGCAGCGAAUCGUUUCGGUGCUGAAGUGCCGCAAUUCAAGUAUCACACAUCUGCAUGUGUAUGGGACGAGCGCCAGUGCAAAGGAUGAAGUGAUGCAGAAGGCCAUCGAAGAGGUGCAGCAAAACGAUGAGGUGAUGAUAUUGCGUGUGAAUUGUUACGUACACCAUGGAUCGCCGAAGCAGUUCUGUCGAGCGCUGUAUAAUUUGUUGCCGCAUGUGAAAAGCGAAAAGAAAAGCGAAAAUGUGGAGGAUGUGUUUGCGGCAUGUAUCGAGGAGCUGGGACAUGUGAAGCCGAAUAUCAUGGUUAUUAUCUUGGACAAUUCCGAAUUGUUGUUGAGUUUCUCAACCAGCUUCUUACAGGCAUUCUUCUCAUACAACGGUGCGAUUAAAGUGGUAACAGUGGCGCGACUGCCAUGGACGCGAUUUGAAAUCACCGAGUAUAUCUCCUCGCCUGUACAGUUCGCCUUCGAAGCUUUGUCGAAAAGUAAUUCAGGCAGAAGUUUGGGCUAA